Molecule: messenger RNA, 5443 nt
Organism: Aspergillus versicolor CBS 583.65
Lineage: Eukaryota; Fungi; Ascomycota; Eurotiomycetes; Eurotiales; Aspergillaceae
Exons: 4
Coding region: 470-5443 (1657 amino acids)
Biological process (GO): long-chain fatty acid biosynthetic process
Cellular component (GO): fatty acid synthase complex
Molecular function (GO): fatty acid synthase activity; 3-oxoacyl-[acyl-carrier-protein] reductase (NADPH) activity; 3-oxoacyl-[acyl-carrier-protein] synthase activity
Source: RefSeq, a predicted model, not a curated record
CCUGGCUCGAGUACAUCUAUAUUGGGAGUAACAUACAUACGAUACAUACGUACAUAAUACAUGAUUACAUACAUACGGUAAUACACGCGCAAAUACAGGGGUAGAUGCAUACGCAGAUGCAUCCGGCCACAUGGACUACACACGUUCUAUUCUUGCAAAUCCAACGAUCCAACGCCGCAAGAACACCCAAGUGGCCAGACCGAACACCUUGUGCAUAUAACCCUGUCAGCACCAGCCUCGCCGAGAAAUUGGGAACAUGGAAGCAGGUCUGAGGUCAUCUCGAAGUCUGCUGGUGGAUUCUUCGAAAUAGAUGCCAUUCCCCUUAUCCCACCGGGUAUAAUAAUAACUCCGGCCGUCUAACACAGAAGUCACUGUUGAAAAGGGUUCUUACGUGGACCAUUUCAUCAGUGUCACACCAACAAACUAAGGGAACGAAAGAAAGAAAGGCCAAAGAAGAAAGGGACCAGCCAUGGUCUCCGCCCAAGAUGAUGGUGCGCAGCGGAAGCUCGCCCAUACUCUGCUCUUGGAGCUGAUGUCAUAUCAAUUUGCCUCCCCGGUCCGCUGGAUCGAAACCCAAGAUGUUGUGCUCGGUCAAUACCGCGCCGAGCGCAUCAUUGAGAUCGGCCCAGCCGCAACACUUACCAACAUGAUCAAACAAACCGUCCAGUCCAAAUUCCUGCACAGCGACCGGGCCUCCCUGCUGGAGCGUCAGUUGCUCGCCUCCGAGAAACAGGGGAAGGAUAUCUACUAUGAGGACGAUGGCGUUGGUAUUGGCAUUGGCGCGGAGGCACCCGCUCCGGCUGCCCAGGCCCAUACCCAGGCUUCCGGUGGCGACGGGACGCCUGCUGGCGUCGGCAGUACUGCUGCUGUUAAGGCCCCUCCCGCUCCCGCCGCCAAAGCGGUAGCACCGGCUGGCGGCAUCGAAGCCAUCGAAGACCAACCAGCGCGAGCCUCUGAGAUCGUUCGCACACUGUUAUCGAGAAUUUUGAAGAUCGCGGUGACGGACGUGGUCGGGACACAGAGUAUCAAAUCGCUGUCUGGUGGUCGCUCAACCCUAGAGAACGAAAUCAUCGGCGACCUCGCCAGCGAGUUCGGGUCCCUCCCCGACCGCGCCGAAGACCUUACAGUCAGCGACCUCAGCGCUGCCCUCCAAAAGACCUUCACGGGCCAGAUGCGCAAGGUAAUACUGAAAAUGCUCCACGCGAUGUUCGCGUCCAAAAUGCCCGGCCAAUUCACCGUCGCCACAGCGCGAACAUAUCUCCAGUCCCGCUGGGGCUUAGGUUCUGGGCGUCAAGAUUCCGUCCUGUUAUUGGCGAUUGCGCAGCAGCCCGGGAGUAGACUUAAGGAGGAGGCAGAGGCUAGAUCAUUCUUUUAUGGGCUUGUACAAUUUUAUGCGGCUGAGCAUGGAUUGACGUUAGGCGCGAAUUCGGGUGCCACAGAUGAGACAUCAGGGUUGGGGGAGAGUUUGGCGAUGGAUCAGAAGACGUUAGCGGCCUUGACGGGGGGACAGCGGGAGCUGUCGAAGGCGCUGUUGAAGAUCUAUGCCAAGCAUUUGAAUAUCGAUCUGGAUGGGGAUCGGCGCGCGCUGCAUGAUCUGCAGGCGACGGUGGAGAAAGAUCUGCGGCUGGCGCUGGACCAGAUUCGUCAGGAGCUUGGGGAGGAUUUUACCGAUGGGGUGAAACCGGUGUUUAGUGCGAGAAAGGCGAGGAGGUUUGAUAGUGCGUGGAGCUGGGCGUUGCAGGAUCUGCUGCAGUUGUAUUAUGAGGUGUCGAGGGCUGGUGGUGAGACGGAGGAGGUGCAUCUGGCGGCGAGACAAUGCAAGCAUAUUGAGGAUGCGGCAGACCCCAGGCUCCUGGAUGUGCUACAGCGGAUAAUGUGCAAGUUCGAGCAACAGCCAGUGCUGUCGUCUUUAUUUACACAGCUUGCGGCGCGGUGUCGCGAGUCGUUGCUGCACGGUCCGAGAUACCUAGCGCGGCCUGAUAAUCGGGGUCCGCGCACAACGAUCAGCGCAGAGGGCAAUAUCUCCUACACUGAGCAGGACCGGCCUGAGCCAGUGCCACUCGCGAAUUUGGUGUAUCUUCCCAAAAGCACGGAGGUGGCCCCGCUGGAGCCGUUCCUGCACCUGAAGCAACGGGCUAGUGGUUCUUCCUGGGCAUACAGCCGCGACCUCACGGAGCAGUACCGCGCCGUGCUGGAGCAAGCCACGACCGUCGGAGAGUCCUUUGCUGGUCGCUCUGUUCUCAUCACUGGCGCUGGAGUUGGGUCCAUUGGUGCGGAAGUCCUCAAGGGCCUACUAGCUGGCGGUGCUCGCGUGAUUGUAACAACUAGCCGCUUCUCAUCCAGCGUGGUCCGCAAGUACCAGGACUUGUAUGCACAGGUUGGGUCUCGCGGCUCGGAGCUGGUCGUCGUGCCCUUCAACCAGGCCAGCGUGCAAGAUGUCACCGCGCUAGUCAAUUACAUCUAUGACGCCCAGGGCGGCCUGCAUUGGGAUCUCGACCAUAUCCUGCCCUUCGCGGCUAUGCCCGAGAAUGGCCGAACAAUUGAGAAGAUCGACCCGCACUCCGAAUUGGCUCAUCGGACUAUGAUGGUCAACACGCUGCGCCUGCUCGGUGCUGUCAAGGCUCGCAAAGAAGCGCAGGGCUCGCAGACGCGACCAACCCAGGUCAUCCUGCCUCUCUCCCCCAACCACGGUGUUUUCGGUGGAGACGGUCUCUAUAGUGAGUCUAAACUGGGUCUGGAGGCACUCUUCAACCGUUGGCACUCGGAGGACUGGUCCGACUACCUCUCCGUGUGCGGUGCCGUGAUCGGCUGGACCCGGGGAACAGGUCUCAUGAGCGGCAAUAACCUUGUAGCGGAAGGAAUCGAGGAGCUAGGAUGCCGAACCUUCUCCCAGCAAGAGAUGGCCCAGUGUCUCCUCUGCCUCAUGUUCAACCCCAUGUGCAGUCUCUGCGAGGAGGCGCCCCUCUACGCCGACUUAUGCGGCCGCAUGGGUGCGGUGCCGGAUCUCAGACAGAAGGUGCAGGAGCUGCGCACGGAAAUCAAUGAGACGGCUAACACGCGCAAGGCGCUCCUGGAGGAGCUGGAGAUGGAAGCCAAAUGCUGUGAGGAGCCAACACUCACGGCUGCUUCCGAACCAGCAAAGGCUACGGCCACCCCCACCCCAACAGCUCACGUCCGUCUGGACUUCCCCCCAACCCUCGACUACAAUCAAGACAUCAAGCCACUCACACCCGACCUACAGGGCAUGGUUGACCUCGACCGUGUUGUCGUGGUGACAGGAUUUGGGGAGAUUGGACCAUGGGGCAACGCGCGUACGCGGUGGGAGAUGGAAGCCUACGGGGAGUUCUCACUCGAAGGCUGCGUUGAAAUGGCCUGGUUGAUGGGGCAGAUCCGGUAUGAGAACGGUGCAAGUGCAUCACCGGGUUGGGUGGACGCAAAGACAAACGAGCGUGUCCACGACCAUGAGGUCAAGCAGAAGUACGAAGAGCAUAUUCUGUCCCACACGGGCAUUCGUCUCAUUGAGCCCGACCGGUUCGGUGCAAACUACCACCCCGAGCACAAGCAGCUGCUGCAUGAGGUGCUUAUCCAGGAGGACUUCCCCGAAUUGGAGGUGCCUGAGGCUACUGCGCAGCAGAUGAAGCUGGAACACGGGGACAAGGUGGAUAUUAUCCCCGAUCCAGAGGGAGGCGAUCAGUGCCGUGUGGUCUUGAAGAAGGGGGCAAAGUUGAUGGUUCCCAAGGCGCUGCGGCUGGAUCGAAUGGUCAUCGGACAAAUUCCCACUGGCUGGGACGCACGCAAGUACGGGAUUCCGGACGAUGUGAUCUCGCAGGUAGACCCGGUUACCUUGUACAUGCUGGCCUGCUCGAUUGAGGCCCUACUUUCGUCAGGGAUCACCGAUCCCUAUGAGAUCUACCGGUAUAUCCACGUCUCGGAGGCCGGCAACUGCGUUGGCUCCUCCUUGGGCGGUUUUAACUCGCUCCAGCAGAUGUAUCGCGGCCGAUAUAUGGAGAAGGAAGUGCAGAAAGAUAUCCUGCAAGAGACAUUCGUCAACACCAUCGGUGCUUGGAUGAACAUGCUCCUCAUGUCCUCUGCCGGCCCCAUCCGGACACCCGUCGGCGCUUGCGCAACCGCAAUCGAGUCCGUCGAGCUAGGAUACGACACGCUGAUCAGUGGCAAGGCGCAAUUCUGCUUCGUCGGUGGCGGCGACGACUUUGGCGAGGAGGUUCUCUACGAGUUCGCCAAUAUGAAAGCCACCGCCAACACAGUCGACGAGUUCGAGCAGGGCCGCGAGGCCUCUGAGAUGUCUCGUCCUGCUGCAAGCACGCGCAACGGCUUCAUGGAGUCCCACGGCUGUGGCGUCCAGAUUCUCACGACCGCAAGACUCGCCAUCGAGAUGGGCCUGCCUGUCCGCGGCGUGGUCGCCUUUGUGGAAACCUCCAGCGACAAGGCAAGUCGGUCGGUCCCCGCGCCUGGAAGGGGGAUCCUCUCCAAGGCCCGUGAGGUGCAACCCUCCUCCUCUUCGCUCAUUUCUUCGCCAUUACUCAAGAUCUCAAACCGACGCAAGCGCCUCGACUUUCGCAAAAAGCAGAUCGAGUUCGCGCGGGAGACUGCCCUCGAGGAGCUCCCACUUGAGAUUGUCAGCAUUGAGGAAUCCGAGGUCGAGAAUUAUGUCCGCGAGCGCACGGCACAGAUUGAUGCCGAAGCACGCAAGGAUCUCAGAAACGCCCAGUACCACCUCGGCAAUGCCUUCUGGCAUAACUAUCCUAGCAUCGCGCCCCUGCGCGGGGCAUUAGCCGUUUGGGGUCUUACCAUCGAUGACCUCGACGUCGCCUCCUUCCACGGGACAUCAACGAAGCUGAAUGAGAAGAACGAGUGCAGUCUUAUCCAGGCUCAGCUUUCCCACCUUGGCCGGACAAAGGGGAACGUCAUCCUCGGCGUGUUCCAGAAAUAUCUAACGGGGCAUCCCAAAGGCGCAGCCGGAGCGUGGAUGCUCAACGGCGCUCUGCAAAUCCUGGACACAGGGAUCGUACCGGGGAACCGCAAUCUCGACAACGUGGAAGCCGAGCUGCAGAAGAACGAGCAGAUAGCCUUUUUAAAUCGGUCAUUGGACACAGGCCGCGGCAGCAUGCGCGCGGUGAGCGUCACUUCAUUCGGAUUCGGACAGAAGGGCGCUCAGACUAUUGUCGUGCAUCCCAAAUAUCUGUUUGCGACGCUAGAGGAGCAGGAAUAUAAGGAAUAUGUGGACAAGCGAGCGAAGAGGCAAAAGAAGGCCGAUUCGUUCUUCUAUCGGGGGUUGGCUUCCAAUAGGCUUUUUGAGCUGAAGACUGCGCCGCCGUGGGCGCCGCAGAAGGAGUUGGAGACGCUGUUGGAUCCCACGGCAACAGCAUAUCUAUGCUUCCGCCGGUCUCCACAAACCAAUGUUGAUGAUAGGGUGGCUCGGUAA